This is a messenger RNA of Rubroshorea leprosula, 1462 nucleotides long. The record is from the annotation of a GenBank genome assembly. Lineage: Eukaryota; Viridiplantae; Streptophyta; Magnoliopsida; Malvales; Dipterocarpaceae.
CCCCCAAGCCCCUCUAGCCACCGACUCAUUUCUUUGAGAAAAUUGGUGACCAAGCUUGGGAUUUUCUCCCUCUUUUCUUGAUAAGUAACAAGAUUUGGGGCUUAGAAUUCUCUCUCAACCCAGAAAUUUCCGGAUCUGCUCUUCUCUUCCUCCCCUGUCCGCCGGCUGCUAUGUGGGUUUGAAUUUCUGGGCAUUUUUCGGUAGCCAUGAGUUUCCCCCUGCAAAUUGCCGCUGGCAUCUUCUCCCUGCUAGCCCCGGUUUGCUUCCUGGAAUUCUGGUUCUGAUCGUUCUGUCAGUUAGCACUGAGAUUGAGUGCUCGGUUUUAUGCGAGUGAGGUAAGUAAAUUAUGGUAAUGCCUUUCGAUUUUAAGGCAUGUUUUGAUUUGUUUUUGAAAUGGUGGCGGGACUAAACCCAUUUUAUACAAGUAAGUAUGACUGAUUUGAAGUGAAAGUUUUAUGCUUUUCAUUGAAUUAAACAUGCCUACUUGGAAUUUAAGUGAUUGUCCUGAUGAUCUGAAAGUGAUUGUGAAUUGUGAUUUUCCUGUUAACUUUUGCCUGUUUUGUCUCCGAUAUGGUCAUGUAUUAGUGACCCUGCUAGUGGGGGAGGUUAUAAACGCUAGCACAUGUCGACAUGUUAUUGAUAGAACCGUUCGUUUGAGUGACCCUGCUUGUGGGGGUUAUACACCAGCAACUCGUGACCCUGCUUGUGGGGGUUAUACACCAGCAACUCGUGACCCUGCUAGUGGGGAUUGUACACUAGUAAAUCGUGUGCCCGCUAGUGGGAGGAAGCGAAACCGAGGACGGGAAACCAUGGGAAGUGACGAGUUAGAAGGCUAACCAUUUUGAGAUUAAUAUAGAUUUUAGAAAUAAAUCAUCCUGGUGUAAGGUAGAUUUAUUCUUGAGAUUUUGUGAUUUGAAUAAGUUCCGAGCCUUGUGCACUUGUGAGACCUGUCUCACGAGUGUACGGCGUCUGUUACGCCCUCGAAUUUGGGUUCUGGGGCGUGACAGAUAAAGUGGUAUUAGAGCUUAGGUUUGAUUAAGAUUUCAUGAUGUGAGAGUCUAGGUUUAAGUAAAUACCUAGGAUUUGUUUUGGAUUUGGAUAGCCAAUGGAUUUUAGAACCGUGGUGAGAUGAGUGAUGGGUUAUACAAGGGAUGAUUUUAAUAGCAAAUCUCGGUGAUUUGAGUUAGUUUUGGAAAAUUUUGUUUGGAUAAUGAACUGAGCUGACAGUGAUAAAUUUGGAAUUUGUGUUCGGAAAUGUUGAUGAUUUCAGUGUCUGUGUGAAUCUGCUUGUAAGCUUCUGCUUUGGAUUUAAAAUAAGUUAUUUUGCAUUUAUAGCGGUGAUUAAUUUGGUUCAUUUCUCUUGUUUCAAUCUUAUGAUUUUGGUUCAAUAUAUCUGUUUGAUAUUUGAUGAUUUUUGAGUGGAUAACUUGGUUUGCCUGUGUAAUGAACUUAGAUGUGAAGU